This is a messenger RNA of Rotaria socialis, 924 nucleotides long. The record is from the annotation of a GenBank genome assembly. Lineage: Eukaryota; Metazoa; Rotifera; Eurotatoria; Philodinida; Philodinidae.
AUGGCAAUGACCACCCUCUUCACAAACGGUGCCGGUACGGCAACUCGUGGCUUCUUUGAACCAUUACAAUAUAGGCGAUGUGUUGAGCACUAUGAAUUUGGUAAUGAUUUGCUUGAAGAACUUUCAAGUAUGUUUGAAGAACGUUCAGCGAUAGAAAAUUCAUAUGUCAAUGCAUUACGUUCUUGGUCACGAAAAUGGCAUGCUGAAUUAACAAAGUUAUCUGAAUAUGCAUCAAAUAAAAAGGUUUGGGACCAAGUCGUAUCAACAGGCGAACAAAUGGCCGAUAUGCAUCAAAGCAUCGUAUCAAAUUUUCGUGAUAAUAUACAACCAAAAUUAAAACAAUGGAAAAAAGAUAACUAUGAAAAAUCAAUCAUAAAUUAUAAAAAGUCAAUAGAAUUUGAAAAAGAAUUUGAACAAGUACAAAAACCGUGGUUGAAAUUACUCGAAUCAAUUCAGGAAUCGAAAAAAGCUUAUCACAAAACAACUAAAUUACUAAAACAAGCUGAACAAAAGAAAGAAACCAUGCCACUUGAAACACCACCUGAAAUGCAAAAACAAAUUGUUGAUAAUUAUAUACAAAUUAAACUUAAUGUUGAAGCAGCACGAUUAAAAUAUCAAUACUUAUUACGUGAUGUUGCGUCUAGUGCUGAACCACGACAACGUUAUGAAGCUAAUAUGAUAGAAAUAUUUCAACAUACGCAAGCAUUUGAAAAAAAACGAUUAGAUUUUUUCAAAGAAAUCUUCGCUGAAUAUACUAAAACAUUACAACAGCAGCCUGUUUUUAGUAAAAUGUUUGAUGAUUACGUAAAAGUAUUGCAAACACACAAUACUACUGCUGAUCUUGAUACUUGGUACAAAACUGAUGGGCCCGGUUCGCACUCAAAUUAUCCUGUUUUCGAAGAAUCUCAAGAUGCGAUUCCAUAG